AUGGCAGGAAAAAUGUACAUUGGAAAUGUCGACUAUGAUGAGAGUGAGAAAUUUAGUGAUUAUAUAGAACGCUUUGAGAUGUUUCUAGAAUGUAAUAAGAUAGAGGCUGCCCGGUGGAAGGCGGUAUUUUUAAGCGUCAUUGGCCCAAAAUUAUUUAGCCUGUUAAAAAACCUGUGCACACCAGUAGCACCAAGGGAAAGGACAUAUGAAGAAUUAAAAAAAAAUCUUAUGAAUCAUCUCGAACCAAAACCAAAUGUGAUCACGGAGAGGUAUAAAUUUGGCCAGAGAUGUCAAAUGUCGGGCGAAUCAAUAAAUACAUAUUUAGCAGAAUUAAAAAAGCUAUCUCUAUAUUGUAAUUAUGGAGAAAAUCUAACAGAACAAAUAAGAGACAAGUUUAUCUCGGGUCUAAAUAAUGAGAAGAUAAAACAAAAACUACUAAAUGAGAGUGAAGUUACAUUAGAAAAAGCCUACAACAUAGCAGUGCAGUUAGAGAACACCGAUCGAGAUUUAGAGGUGAUGACUUCCAAGGUACACAGGAUAGGUGUGGCUGGAAAGAAGCGAGGAGGACAACGGAAUCAUACCUGUGGUCAGCUGCAGCAGAGUGCUAGAAGUAAUAAUAAGUUAUGCAAGUGCUGUGGAAAAGGGGGUCAUUUAAAAGAAGUGUGUUGGUUUAAAGAUAGGAAAUGUAGAUCUUGUGGUAAGAUUGGACAUUUAUUGGCAGUUUGUAGAUUUAAGAAAGGUAAAAAGCUUUGUAAUUAUAUUGAAAAUGAACAUAAUCAGGACAUUGUUUUAGAGGACAUACAAAAUUUAUUUACAUUAAGUGAUACUCAUGUUUCACCUUAUAAACUUGAAUUACAAAUAAAUAACAAAAAGGUAAUGUUUGAAAUAGAUACUGGAGCAGCUAUAAGUGUUAUAAGUCAAUACAUAAAAAAUAAAUAUUUCAAUGAUAGUGAAAUGUACAAAUGUAAUCUUAAACUCAGAUCAUAUGUAAAUGAUUUAAUUACUCCCUUAGGUUUUAUAAAUGUAGACAUUGCUUAUGAUAAAAAGAAAAUGAAAGCGAAAUUAUAUGUAAUUGAGAAUGGGGGACCUUCUCUCAUUGGUCGUGACCUUUUAAAAAAAUUAAAUAUUAAAACAUUAAAUAUAAAUUCAUUAAGUUGUGAAAAUAUUAAAGAUAAAUUGUAUAAGCAGGAAUUACAAAAGAAAUAUGCAGGGGGUAGCAGAGUAAGAGAGUUAGAAAUAGGGAAAAGUGUUUUAGCUAGAGAUUAUAGAAGUAAUAGUAAUAAGUGGAUGGAAGGAAUAAUUUUGGAUAAUCAAAUAAACAGUAAUUUAGAUGAUGAUACUUUUGAUACCGAGUUAGCGUUUAAAGAUAAAGAAUAUCCAAGUGUAUGUAAUGAGACAAGUUCAAGUGUAAUUAUAAAGUCACCUAAUACUGUGUGUAGUAAUUCUGUUGUACGGAAAAGUGAGAUUUUGCCUUCUGUUGAUAAAAAUGUGUCAAAUGGGUCUCAGUUAAAGGAAAUAGUUAGUUCUCCACAAAAGACAGAAUCUUCACCACUUGUUUUAAAGAGAUCUGUUAGAAUUAGAAAGAAACCAGACAGACUUAAUUUA
Messenger RNA from Brenthis ino (lesser marbled fritillary), 1605 nucleotides. The record is from the annotation of a GenBank genome assembly. NCBI's taxonomy places the organism in Eukaryota, Metazoa, Arthropoda, Insecta, Lepidoptera, Nymphalidae.